UCAAACUAAGCGUCAGGCAAGUUCAAUUUCAAGGAAUUGUGUGGACUACAACAUGUAGGGAAUUUAGAUAUGUCACUUAGAAAUAUUCUUUAGCUUAGCUCUAUUCUUGAUGGAAGAAGCAUUAGAAACAUGUCCAUUUUUGCACUGAUAUCAAAACAGUAUACAAAAUACAACUGAUUAUCUUGUUGGUUCCGAGUAACGUCAACAAAGUGACGCGCUUAGUCGCGCGGCGUUAGGGCGAGCCUCUGAUUUCUGUUCGGGUGCAUUCUACGAACUUGUACUACGACUAGUGGUAGUGAUGGCUACCGCUGUUCUAUUUCUGGAAAAUUGAAGUUCACCAGAACAGCUUGAAGGCGACUGAAUACUUUCUGGCUUAUCAACGGUAUCUAAUACCAAGGCAAACUCAGAGGUUCUAAACAAAGAUGACACCAUGCUGCACUGACUGAUGUAAUGAAGGGCUCUGCUUAAAAGUACUGAACUACCUGAAUCAUGGUAAACAUUCUUGGGCUGUGUACCAGACACCAGCUGCUGUUUUUUUUCCUUUACUUCAUUGAAUCAAGAGGAGCAUGGCAAGAUGGUGUCAAGCCCAAAGUCAUUCCAAAACUCCAGGAGCAUAAAGUGGACAGAUUUCCAGGGAACCAAACACACAGUGACCAUUUCAAGUUGUUGGAGAGGGAUGGCAAUUAUCUUCUGGUGGGAGCAAAGUAAAAACAUCGUAUAUAACAUCAGCUUAGCAACUUUACAAGAAAAGAAGCGGCUUGAGUGGUACUCAUCUGAUGAUGAUAUCCAUGUGUGCAGAGUGAAAGGAAAGUCAGAGGAGGAAUGUCAAAAUUACAUUAGAGUUCUUGCCUUGAAGUCCAAUAAUGUGCUUUUUGUGUGUGGGACAAAUGCGUACAAACCAGUUUGUCGAGAUUACAAUCAAACAGAGAAUGAGUACAAAUAUGGAGAGGAGCAGACUGGAGAGGGAUUAUGCCCAUAUGAUCCAAAUCACAACAGUACAGCAGUUUUUGCAGGACCUGUUAACCACAGGACAGAUGGAGACCUUUAUGUGGCUACUGUUGCCCAGUUCUCUGGGGCCGAUCCUCUGAUAUAUAGGAAACCUCUACGGACAGAACAGUUCAACUUAAAACAUCUAAACUCACCAAACUUCGUGAACUCUCUUCACCAUGAAGAUCAUGUGUACUUCUUCUUCAGAGAAACGGCUGUAGAAUACAUCAACUGUGGCAAGACUGUCUACUCUCGGGUUGCCCGAGUCUGCACCAAAGAUAAAGGAGGCCCACAUAAAUAUCGUAACCGAUGGACAUCCUUUUUGAAGGCCAGGCUUAACUGUUCAGUUUCUGGAGAAUUUCCUUUUUACUUUAAUGAAAUUCAAUCAACAAGUAACAUUAUUGAAGGCAUCUAUCGUGGGAAAAAAUCUGAAAUAAUAUAUGGAGUUUUUACAACUCCAGUGAACAGCAUCAGUGGCUCAGCAGUGUGUGCUUUUUCUAUAAAGCAAAUUUUGGAAACUUUUGAUGGAUCAUUUAAAUGGCAGGAGGAUAUCAAUUCCAAUUGGCUGUCAUUUCCAAACUCAAAAGUUCCUGAGCCUCGUCCAGGACAGUGUGUGAAUGACUCCAGAACUUUACCAGAAAUGACACUGAAUUUCAUCAAAGACCACACUUUGAUGGAUAAGGCAGUUCCUUCUUUCUGGAAUCAACCAUUGAUUCUUCAUACUGGCUUUGGGUAUCGAUACACUUACAUAACUGUGGAUCCACAGAUAGAAACAGUUGAUGGCAAUAGAUAUGAUGUACUUUUCAUAGGAACAGAUAAUGGAAAAGUAAUCAAGGUUGUCAAUGCUGCCAGUGCAUCAGGUGAUGGUAAGGUGGUUCCAGUAAUUAUUGAAGAGGUUACUGUGUUCCAGAAUGGAGCUCCUAUCACUAGUUUGUUGGUAUAUAACUCUGCUUUCCAAUUCAAACUGGUUGUGGUUUCUCAAGAUGAAAUAUACUCCAUUCCACUACAUGAUUGUGAACGUUACGCAAGCACUUGCAGUGAUUGCGUAGGCUUACAGGAUCCAUAUUGUGCAUGGGAUGAGAGUCGUCAACGUUGCACCAAUGCAGGACCAAGGGGAUGGAUUAGAGGAAAAUUUGUCCAGAAUGUAUCUCAUGGUUGGGACGAAAAGUGCCCUGAGACAGAGUUAGGGACUGAAACAACCCCUACUACCACCAGUGCCCCUACAUGUCCUCCUUGUCCCUUAGAAUGUGCCUGUCCUUCAACAGAGGGGGCAAGGAAUGUUACUGAGCAUGAACCUGAACGGCCUCCCAGCUCUGACAGUUCUCCUGGUGGUUCAUAUUCACAUCAUCAGGCUAGUCGACACGACGGAGAUAAAGAAGCAGAUGUAGUAUCAACUGUAGACAGCCAACUCGGUGAUAAUGGAGCACUCGCUGGAGCAUCAACUGGUUAUAUGGAUAUGUAUAGUGCUGAGACAUUGGCUAUUGCAGUAACAACUAGUAUUGUCACUUCACUGGUUGUUGGCUUCAUUAGUGGCUACAUCUUCAGUCGAAGAUGCAGAAAUGAAGAAGUGGACUCCCCCUAUGAUGAUGGUCACUACCUGGAUCAGCGACACAGAGGUGGACCCUUAUGUCAGGAACCCACUCAUCUGAAUCAUGGAGAGGGUUUCCUUUCUCCUGGAACCAACAAUAAACCCAUCAACUUGGUCCUUAAUGUUCCACCAAAAAACGGGAAUGGAAAGAAUGCUAACAGCUCUGCAGACAAUAAACCAGCACAGAAAGUGAAGAAAAUUUAUCUGUAAAGCCAAUUUUUUCAUAUGUACAGUGAAACAUUCCAUUUGUUGGCUUCUGCUUUAUCUAAGACAACAUAAUUGUGUCUUUGUGAUUUAUCAUGUCUGAUCAAAAGAUAUGCUGGUACACCAGAAACUGAGUCUUUUUGUCAGAGCAUCAGGGCUUGUGAAUAACAAUAUAAAAUGUUCUGAUAAGAAGACUUCUUACUGUACUAAGGGCAUUUUCGUGUUCAAGGAAUGGAUAUCUGUAACAAAACUGGAGUUCAGAAGAACAGGACAUUUACCUUUAAACUCAGACAAGAGAACUUAUGUGUGUGCUGCCUUUGAAGUUGAUUAGGACUGAUAAAUCACCCCUGCUAUUCGCUUCUGUCUGUGCUAAGUACAUUCUGUUAUGCUUAGCAUUUAUCAUCUGAUUAAUCUUUGUAAUUAUGUAGAAAAUGUCCACGAGAUUUUGAAUUAUACAUCUUUGUGCAUACAAUGCAUGACUGUUGAAGUCUUUCCAUUCACCUGAUUAUUAUGUAGUAUCAUUAUUUAAGAAACAGGUUAGUUACAGAGAUCUCAAACCUAAGAAGUAAAACUUCUAGUAAUAAAACAAAAUUCACAAUUGAUACAAAAUACCAAUUAAGAUGGUUAAACAAGUAUGUAAUGCAUUGGAAGAUAUACAGUCUAGUGCCAUCUAUGCACAGAGCAGUAUACAUGAUUUGACAGUCUGUAACUUUUUUCACAGAAAGUUGUGAAUUACGGAUAUGUUACUUUCAAGUAUACAAUUCCACAGUCUUAUUGAAAUAAUGUGAUUGUUGCCUGAUAGAUAACUAAAGUGUAUUGAAAAUAUACUUUGAAAAAUUUCACACUUUUUAAUGUGCUUAAAAAAAAAAGAUUAUGAGCAGCUCAUAACAUUUGCUGAGCAACGAAGUUUAUGUAUAUAUUGUGGUAACUAAGAUCCUACUAAGAGUUCACUUCAUGUGGUAAUUAGUAGUAGACACUUGAAACAGUUAUCAAAAUAAGACUGCUGGUUACAAAACCUUUAGAUUUGUAAAACUAUUCGGUAGUUUAUCGAUGGUAAAGCGGCUACGGGCCUAGACAAGAUAGUUUUCAGUUUUGUUUGUCAGUCAAUAUAAAUAUUAUAAUUUGGUUCUGGUGCUGUAGAAUAUCCUUUAUAUUUGCACAGAAAGUGGCACUUCUUGUUUCGGAAAUAUCAUUAUUACCAAAUGUAUAUAGCUAUUUGUGCUGGUUUGAAUUCCACUUGUAAAACUUCAUCUUUCAAGAAGACUGCGGUUUAUUCGCAUUGUUAUCAAUCCCUGCAUUCCUAGCUAAGAUAUUUCAUGCAAGCUUGUAUUGUUGUAAUUUUGUGUUUUCUCUCUCAUUUUUGGUUUCAUGUAAAUCAUGUUGUAAAAUUAAUUUUUACAAUAUUUAUUAUCUUGUUUAAGAACUCUUUCAAGGCAUGAAACAAAACAAAUAUGUUAGAACUCAUUAAAAACUCUGACUGUAGUCAACUUUUUGUGUUUCAACUAUAAGAAAAUGUAGUGAAUCCUUAAAUGAAUAGGACCAUAGUAUUUUGGAGUUAAAAAUACAUGGUAAGGUUACGUUACUGAGACAUACAAGUACAUGAUAGGGUCACAGUAUUUUAAGAUUUAAAACUACAUGUAAGGUUACAUUAUUUUAGAGCUAAAAUCACAUGAUAGGGGUCACAGUACUGUAGUGUUAAAACAACAUGGUAAGGUCACAGUAUUUUAGAGUUAAAAUUACAUGGUAGUGUUACAGUAUUGUAGAUAUAAACUAUUUGGUGAAGUCAUUCACUAAAUUUGACUAUCCACUGAUAUUGACAAAAUAUGUAAGAAAAUUAGUCUGCUUGUAGCAUAAUUCUCUUACAGGCAUUAGUUUGGCCUGUCUCUAGUUGUCAUGCAGAGUUUUCAACACCCAUAAGGCCAUUAUGUACAGAUGACGGUGUGAAUUUUCGGGUGUACCCGUGUUCCCGUCCAUUCCACAUUACUUGCAUUUCUCAUUUUCUAACAUGUAAUAGUUUUGGGAUGAUUAAGAAUGCUAAUAGGCUGUUGACACAGCUUCAGUUGACAUGUAACUGACUAUUCUGUAAUUGGCUUGUUCAUCCCUUAGUGAAACUGUUGACACAGCUUCAGUUGACAUGUAACUGAUUAUUCUGUAAUUGGCUUGUUCAUCCUUUAGUGAAACUGUUGACACAGCUUCAGUUGAUGUACAAAUGACUGACACUGGCUUCUGUACUCGACUAGAUCAUCCCUCAGUAACCCAAGUAUAGUUCUGGUUGUUUUUUGUACAGGAAGAAUGUACACAUAAAAAUCUCUGUAACCUGAAGGAUUUGUUCACCAUCAACUUAAAACUAUGCUAUGUAUUCAUAUGCUAGCAAUGUUGCUGUUACUUAUAGCACCAUUUUUAUUUUUAUCUUCCAUCACGCUUUAUCGAAGUUUUUAUUUUUGUUACUGUUUAAUUACUUGUACAGUUUUUGUGAAAUUAUAUAUGUUGUUUUAUGUCUGUGGGUGUAGGUAUACAUUCACUGUUGUACCAAAGAUGGCUUAUUUGUUGUGCUUGUAGUGUUGCCUCGUAAAGUUUAUAAGUCACUUACUAGGGAAAUUUUGGUUCAAUUUCUUAUUCCAUGGAAUCAACAGAAGAAUCGUGAGGGAAAUAGGUGGAUAUUGCAUUGAAACACUAAAUACAUUUUUCCACUCCAAGUGAUGUUUGCUUAACAUACUUGUGAGAAGCUCAUUGAUUCUUCAGAUUCGACUUUUGAUGCAUUAUAAAUUAUGUUCUGGCAUACUUUAUAAUCUUAUAGAAAAAAAAAACAGGUAUCUUUGUGUAAGGAUAGGACUUGGAAAGCUAUUUGUGUCUGAGGAAUUUGAGAUUCUAAAGUUAUUCAGAACUGGAUGAAUGAAAAAAUACUAGUGUUUCAAAUAACUUCCAUUUUUCAGGCACAUAUAAAAAUAAUAUUUAGAUGUGAACUUUUACCAAAUGUUUUUUUAAUAGUUUGGUGUAUUUAAACAUAGAAAGUUUUUGUUCUCUUGUUAUAGCUGGCAGUUUAAUCUCUUGUACUGUGUAGAACAAAUUUUCUAUUGUUCUAGAGAUGUUUGCUUCCACAAACUUUGUUGAUGGUUGCAUCAUCCAAUCUCACAAACUCCAUUAGACCAUCGGGACCACUGAUUAAAAAAGUGGGACAAAAUAUCUUCAUAUUCAAGAGAGAGAGAAAAAAAAACAGUUUUAUAAUAGAAUUUUAAACUUAUCCACCUUAUACUGAAUCAAUACCAUUGUCUUUAAGCUCUUCUCAAAUUUUUAACUAGACUUGUGAAAAGAUAUUCCUGUUUUUAGAUUAUUGAAACCCUCUUUGAAGACAAAGUAAUAGAUUAUCCCAGUUAAUGGCGUACAUUGCUAUAUUUUCUGUCGAGCAUAAUUUCAGAGAUCCCUAUGCCAUCUCAGUUCUUAACAUUGUUUUGAUAUGUACCAGACUCUCCACUUGUGAAGUUCAUAAUGCCUGGGUUAUUUAUAUCCAGACAGGUUUGAAAUUACUAAGUACCAGAGUAGGCAGGUGCUUAUGAGUUCAUGGGCUCACUGUAACGGCCACUUCAGAUAAUUGUUUAAGUUGGAAACUGUAGUAUUUUAAAAGCACUAGUUGUCUUGCUGGAUCAAUUAAAAAAUAAAUAAGGGCUCAAUGGGCCCACUAUGGUCUUCAUCCGGCUCUAAUAACAUGUCAACUGGUCAAGUUCUUAAUACCCUUGUUAUGCAUUAUGAAUUUUUAGACUCCGUGUGAAUACGUUGCUGGUUUUAACUAAACCAAAAUUAAGGUUUAUAAGCAAUAGUUUGUAACAAAGAAAGUUAGGCCAACGGUAUUGAAAUCAAAAUUAAUCAAUAUAAUUAGUAGAAAAAAAGAACAACAUGAAAGCCGUCCAAGACCAGACUUCCUCCACUAACACAAUUGUUAGUGACACUUUUAAAACUACAUCAAAAUUACACAAGUAGCUGUUCUUAAAAUUAACGUUCUUGUCAGUUUAGUUAUGAGUACAAAAGUAAAGAAACUGAAGAAUCAAAUGUUAUUUACCCGAGCUAUGUCAAGACCCAAAUCAUUUUGUAAAACCUCAGACAACCAACGGUAUUCACGCUAUGGAAGUAGGAAUAACAAAGUUUUCCACUACGUAAAAGCUCUAUUAAAGCACCAUAAAUUGGUUCUUUCGUCAGUUCUUAGAAAAUGAUUAUGUAAACAGUCACCCGCAAGUUUACCAAAUACAUCACAAGUCAGGAACGUCUUGGAAUUUACGUUUUAAAUGUAUAUAAGUAGUGAUCGCGUGUCCGUUGUUUUUCACGUGCUCGUCUUCAGAGGUCUGUUGUGGGAGCAAAUGUUAAAGCUUCAGAUUAAAAGCUACAGAAUUAGGUGCAUCAAAGGUUGAAGAACGAUGUUUACUGUGUUACUCAGUUGCAUUGUUAGGCCCCACUUCUUACAACAAAAUGUAUGUAUAUUCUGGCAUGAUUUAGUGAAAUAUUUGUAAUGUUGGACUUGUACAUGUGGUAUAGUACGUAGGCUUAACGCAUACAUAUUUAGGUCAGUUGAAACUAACCUAAGUCAAACAAUAUUUAUGUUGAACGGUUCGUGGAAAUUUUUAAACAGCAGUUGGCUAUAUUUGCUUUUCAACGUGAAGUCACAUACAAUAUUGAAUGAUUUACUUGGAUAUCUUUUGACAUUAGGCUUAUUGUAACACGUCCUACGAGGAUGGUUUUUUUCAAGUGAUACAUUAACCGUAUUCCUUUAUUAUUAAUACGUAAAUUAUACAAAUAUUAUCGUGAAUAUCCAGUAUUGACAGCCAUUCUUUAAUGUGAAUUUAAUUUCGAAAACGUUUUAUAGUUUGUUUGCACUACCUCGAAUUUCUAAAAUAUUUGUUGAAUUAGAAAAUAAGUGUUCGCAUUGUAAAGCUUUGUAUAGCAUUAUAUGCUGUAAAUCUGCUUUUGCCUGAAAUAAAAAAUUAAAUCCA
This is a messenger RNA of Limulus polyphemus (Atlantic horseshoe crab), 7758 nucleotides long. Its product is annotated as semaphorin-1A-like. Bases 575 to 2785 code for a protein of 736 amino acids. Gene Ontology annotation, molecular function: chemorepellent activity; semaphorin receptor binding. The record is from RefSeq and is a predicted model, not a curated record. Gene Ontology annotation, biological process: positive regulation of cell migration; axon guidance; negative regulation of axon extension involved in axon guidance. NCBI's taxonomy places the organism in Eukaryota, Metazoa, Arthropoda, Merostomata, Xiphosura, Limulidae. The transcript is spliced from 21 exons.